AUGAGCUUUGCCCGAAGAGACCUCUUGCAAAGACAUUAUACUGUCCACGGUCGUAAUCAGAACAAUGAAGAAGGCCUCCCAGUACAGGGCAUCAUCCCCAAGUCUGCCGGUCGUACACCCAUUGCCUGCGAGCAUUGCGCAAAGACUAAGACGAAGUGUGAUAAGAAGUUUCCAUGCAGUCGAUGCGAGGCGAGAAAUCUCACUUGUACCUCUCGACCAACUCGCCGUCAAUCAAAAUCAGUCCAACGCCUGAACAACCCUCCUGGAAACAGCAGAGCACCGAGCGAUACGGGAAGCAGUCCGGAUGCUCAGACCAAACAGGAUGAUACUACUCCAUCCAAUGAGUCGCAAGCCAACAGCCAACCUUCACCCCAAAAACCGUCACAGCAAAAUGAUCGCACAUCUUCCUCUUCUCUUGAACCGCAUUCUCGAAAUGCAUCUGUGGUGUCGCAGCCAGCACUGGCCAACAUACAAGCCAGGUCUGUGAGUACAACGCAAAUAGCGAUCACAGGCACGCCUCCGCUCUUUGAUCAGACACCCACAAAUCCGCUUGCACACGCAGCUCCAAUUAUGUCGCCAUUAUCCACGCCAGUCCAAGGUAUGGAUGGCUUCGUGUCCUCGACACCUGUGUCUGGAUACGAAGAAUUUGCACAGACCGCCCAUGAUCAACCUCGGCACGAGAGCCCACAAUUAUUCAUGAGUUCAUGGGAUGCCAUACCCAUGGCCACAGAUUAUGGCGCUAUGCGAAUCGAUCCUAGUUUGCUCAUGUCGAUGAACAUGGACAUGACUAUGGGUCAGACCAAUGAAGACAUCCUUGGGAUGAUUCCCGACAUGAACGACUCACAAUUCUACGGUCCCAUGCAGACCCCCAUUACAACACCUGACAUGGACGAGAACAUGUCUGACCUUCAAAUUGGUAGCUCUGCGUCAAUGUACUUCCAUUUAAACAGGAAUCCUUCCAUUGCAGACACAGGCUUAAUACCAGACCUAGGAGCUAUCGUCGCCGCUCGUGAUGGUUGGACAAUCUUUCGUUGUACGCCGCCUAUCGCACCCAACACUUGCCCCCGCACGGCACGUCUGAAUGUUGAACGUUUGGAAUUCAGCCUCAAGAACAAUGAAGUUUGGGGUAACUGGCCAUUUGUUGCAUGGGAUGAAAGUGAUUUCCAGUACAAUGGCCAGAUCAAGAUAGCCCCGCUUCAGGAGGCUACACGAGACAAGCUACUUGCCAUUACGCAGAGCUUUUUGUACAAGGCUUUCGACAUCCAUAAAGACGGGAGUUCUUCUUCGAAUAGUGGCGAGUCUCCAGGGUCGACUGGGUCUCAUUCCACUUUCAUUUUGCUGCCACCUGCCCGGGUUUUGGAAUUCUUUUUGAAAUCAUAUGCCAACUCUUUUGAGCAAUUUUAUCCGACUUCUGCCCAUGGCGUUCUCGAUGCAAACGGACUCAUGCAGCACAACAACGAUAAAGCUUCUAGCUUACUCAUUCUCAUGAUGAUUGCGUCGGGAGCCAUGACUAUACCCUCGAUUGAGGCAAGAUUACUCACUGGUGGUUUUAUUGAAACCUGUCGGAUCUCGCUUUUCGAUCUCAUUGAGAAGAAUAUCAUAAUGGCCAGCGAUCCCAUUGUCUUGCGGGCGGCUCUGAUUUUUACUGUACAGGCAGCCUGGAGUGGCGACAAGUGGCAGAUGGAUAUCGCGAUGGGCCAACGCGGCAUGUAUUGCUCAAUGCUUCGUCAUGCGGGACUCCUUGCGCAGUGGCCAACUCCACUACAACCUGGGAAUGAACAUAGAGGCGCAGAGGCGUUAUGGCGAGAAUGGAUCGAGCAAGAGAGCCGGAGUCGUCUUGUCUAUGCUUGGGUCAUGGCAGAUCAGGAAAUUUCGUUAUUCCAAGAUUCCGCGCCCAUCUUCUCGGUCACUGAAUUAGGUGUAUCCAUGCCAGACACGGAUCAACUCUGGCAAGCUCAGACUGCCAAGGAGUGGUCAGGCAUUUUCGAUGAAGUCCACAAGUUCUCCAACGGAAUCUCGUCGGUAGGCUCUGGAGUUCGGCCGCAGAAUCUCAGGGAUCUCUUCCGGUGCUUUUUGGACGAUGAGAUCGUUGUGCAUGAUGUCCAGGAAAUCCACCUUACGCCAAUGCAUCUACGUCUGUUGCUACAUCCUCUGCAAACUCUGGUGUGCCAAUUCUGCCAGCUGCUCAGCUGCUUCUCUGAUAGUUUUGCUGCUUCGAGAUCCCGCAACAGGGCGCUCAGUGCUGCAUCUACUCGCGUUCGUCUCGAGGAGGUACAAGCACUGCUUGGACGCUGGUCCGACUUGGCCCAACGAUAUCUGGCGGCGAACAUAAUGUGUCCCAUCAUGCACGCCAAUCUUGUCAUGUUCCACCUCAUCAGCCUGAACGCCGUCACAAAUUUCCCACAAAUUGAACGAGUCGCGCGACGUGAGGAUCCCGAAUUCGACUUUCAGAAGCCGGCAAUUAGCGGAAUACGUAAUAAAUGUUUGUCCGAUGCACAUGAAGCCAUCUCCCAUGCUGGCCAAAUUCUCCGUCUGGUACGCGAAAUGCCUCGAGGUACUCGUUCGCCAUGGUGGGCGGGUGCUAUUUAUCGUGCUGCUCUUGUAAUGUGGGUGACAACCUUUGCCAACGACAGCCCUGCCACUCCUAUCCAGCAGAACCCACAUUCAUCACAAACUUCCUCCGUCCCAGUAGACCAGUUCCCUCCUGAGCAUCCGACAAUCCGACGGUAUGUUUCUCGAGGAGAGGGUUACCCAAUCCUUACCAAGCGAGAUGGUCGACAUGUUUUGUUAGACAAUGGCUUUAGGGUCCUCGCCCACUGUAUCGAAUUGAUUGACGAAGGAGUCGCGACAAGGUUUUCGGAUGGUAUCCGAAGCAAGCUCGAUACUCUCGCAAGAAGCUAG
This is a messenger RNA of Plenodomus lingam JN3, 2901 nucleotides long. The record is from RefSeq and is a predicted model, not a curated record. Lineage: Eukaryota; Fungi; Ascomycota; Dothideomycetes; Pleosporales; Leptosphaeriaceae.